CUUGCUUCCUGUAGAAUAAAAAUUUGAUCCAAGUGAAUUAAUGGACAAAGUGGCACAAUAUGAGCGCGUUUUCAAUCACUUUGAUGCAAAUGGAGAUGGCAAAAUAUCACCUUUGGAGCUACAACAAUGUGUCAGGGCAAUCGGCGGAGAGAUGUCGUUGACAGAGGCAGAGGUGGCAGUGGAGCACCUGGACUCAGACGGUGAUGGGCUGCUGGGUUUGGAUGACUUUGUCAAGUUUGUUGACGGCGGAAGAGAAGAAGAGAAGGUGAAUGAUUUGAAGGAGGCGUUUAACAUGUACGUGAUGGAUGAUGGGUGUGGGUUUAGUUGCAUUACACCCAAGAGCCUUAAGAGGAUGCUGAGUAGACUUGGAGAGUCCAAGAGCGUUGAUGACUGCAAGGUCAUGAUUUCCAGAUUUGAUCUCAAUGGUGAUGGGGUCCUCAAUUUUGAUGAGUUUAAGGUCAUGAUGUUGUGAUCCAUGCAGUAGUACUAUGGUUACCUUUCCCGUGUCUGGGAUUAGAUUAGAUUGGAUAAUCGACCAUAUUUAUGUAGUGUGUGUAUAUAUAUAUAUGUUUUUAUGUUUUUGCUUA
Messenger RNA from Prunus dulcis (almond), 587 nucleotides. RefSeq names its product calcium-binding protein CML38. The record is from RefSeq and is a predicted model, not a curated record. Gene Ontology annotation, molecular function: calcium ion binding. The transcript has a single exon. Lineage: Eukaryota; Viridiplantae; Streptophyta; Magnoliopsida; Rosales; Rosaceae. Bases 41 to 472 code for a protein of 143 amino acids.